AAGACACAGCCGUGAGAGACGGCGCUACUUCCUGCUGCUCACAUGUACACAGCAACAGCAGAGAAGAUGACGGACACUUUUAAUAAGAAAGACUCCACAAACAGCGGUCUUAAGAACAAAAGUUCAAACGCAAACGACGAGGAGAAAGACGAGCUCUGUCCUGGUUUUAAAGACGUUGACGCAUUUGUCAAGUAUGGACUGGGGGCUGUAUUAUCAGCCACCAAAGCCUCAGCCGGCCUGCCUCAAGCUGGAGAUGAGUUCGAUUUCUACCGCAGCUUCCCAGGCUUCCAGGAUUUCUGUGAAGGCCAAGGAGAUAAACUCCUGCAUUGCAUGAGUCAGAUCAUGAAGCAUCAUGGCUGCAGAUCUCACACAAGGGACCAGAACAAGUUGACAGGGCUGGAGGAGAGAUACGACCUGGUGGUGGACUCCAAUGAUGUCAUCCUUGAAAGAGCAGGAAUUCUUCUUGAUGAAGCCGAUGGUGUAAACAGGAGCCAGCAGCCUGUCAUGCCAGCAGGCUUUCAGCCUCCAAAGAUAGUCGUUUCCAGCUGGAAUCGCAAGGGUUCAGGCUCUGGCAGCCGUUCAGAGACCUUCAGGCUCAUGCACGCCAAGAACAUCACCAGACCUCAGCUGAAAUUCAAGGAGAAGAUUGACAACAGCAACACGCCAUUUGUCCCCAAGAUCUUUACCAAACCCCAUGCAAUGAAGCCACUCCCAUCUUAUUUUACCAGCCAACAAAAUCGUAAAGAUGAUCAGAGUGUCCCAUCUGCUCUGGCUGACCUCAUUCAUCAGCAGCGGACUCAGCAACAUGUUGAGGACAUGUUUGCACACCCGUACCAAUAUGAACUGGAUCACCUCAUGAUACCAGAAAGCCUUUUGUCCAAACCAGAACCUCAGAUGUACAAACCUUUGGCUGAGACCACAUGCUCCUUCAUCGACACCCUGGAGGAUCUGGUGGCUCUAAAUGAGAAACUGUGUACCUCGUCUGAAUUUGCAGUUGAUCUUGAGCAUCACUCCUACAGGAGUUUCCUUGGCCUCACCUGUCUGAUGCAGAUCUCCACCAGGGAGGAGGAUUUCAUCAUCGACACUUUGGAGCUCCGCAGUGAGCUGUACAUCCUGAACGAAGCUUUCACCGAUCCCUCCAUUGUCAAGGUGUUUCACGGUGCUGACUCUGACAUGGAGUGGCUCCAGAGAGACUUUGGCUUGUAUGUGGUCAAACUUUUUGACACACAUCAGGCCAGCAGAGCUUUAAACCUAGCCAGGCAUUCUCUGGACCACCUGCUCAAACACUUCUGCAGCGUGGACUCAGACAAGCGCUUCCAGCUGGCUGACUGGAGGAUACGGCCACUGCCAGAGGAAAUGAUCCAGUAUGCACGCAGUGACACUCAUUACCUCCUCUACAUCUACGACUGCAUGAGGGCACAGCUCCUGGACUUUAACUAUGGGCAGCCUGGACUGCUGCAGAGCGUCUGGAACAGGAGCAGAGACAUUUCCCUGAAGAAAUAUAUGAAGCCCAUAUUCACAGACGAGUCCUAUCUGGAGCUGCAGAGGAAGCAGAAGAAGUCUUUCAACACCCAGCAGCUCACUGCCUUCAGGCUGCUCUUUGCCUGGAGGGACAAGCUGGCCAGACAGGAGGAUGAAAGCACAGGAUACGUUCUGCCCACGCACAUGAUGAUCAAGAUAUCAGAGGAGCUGCCCAAGGAGCCUCAGGGCAUCAUUGCCUGCUGUAACCCCGUGCCCCCAGUGGUGAGGCAGCAGAUCAAUGAACUCCAUUUGUUGGUGCAGCAAGCAAGAGAAGUUCCUCUCCUAAAGGCUGAACUGGCAGCACAAAAACAGAAGGGACUCACACCUAUUAAAAAGCCUGAGGUCACGUUGUUCGGUCCUCAUGACACAUCUAGGGUCUCUGAGAGUGACCUCCCACCUUUUACUCCACAAGAACUGCCUUUGAAACAAGGAGUGCUGUUCUCAGAAGAUGAAGACAGGAAGGAUUCAGAUGAGAAGAUCAGUGGACUGGUGGCCCAUGCCAAAAUCACACUUUUUGAGGAGCUGGAAACAAAGACUGACGAAGAGUCUCUUCCUGUUGCUCACAUGAAAGCCAGACGCAUCAAUGAGUCUUUUGAAAACCCUUUCAGAAUGUAUUUGCCUACCACUGAUGUGCACAUCAACAAGAACGCCAAGUUUGACCCAUCCUCAAAAAUAUUCGAGAUCAGUAAACGAUGGAAGCUGCAGAGCAUUGAACAGCAGCAGGCGGAGCUGGAGGCCAAGAGAAAAGCCAAAACAGCAGCGAAGCAACAGGCAAAGAAAGCCACAGAGGAAUCAAACAAGGCUAAACAGAGCUACCAGGAGUCUCUCCAGAAUGUUGCCACUGUGCGCCAACUUGCUGCGGAUUCAAAAGGCGGAGGAAAGAAAAGAGAGAGGGAACAGAGUGAGACUGGAGAGUCGACUCCCAAACCAAGUAAAAAACUGAUGAAGUCCAGUGAGAAGCCCCAGAAAGACAAGCCAUCUCCUCAAGAGUCCUUCACACCCUUUGACUACAGUCAGUCAGACCUAAAGGUUUUUACAGAGGUCAAAACAAAAGACAACACACAUUUCGACCCGAAUCGCCAAGCCCACAGCACAAAGAGACAGAAAACACCCAAAGGACAAAAAUCUAACUUUGGUGCGGCAACCCGAAGUAUGUCAUACCUUACUGGAAAAUCUGACAGGUAAACGUGUCCUUUUUUUUAAUAGUUCAUUGAGCUUUUAUCUUGACAAACUUUAACAUUCUCGGUAUCCUAACUUUUUUUUCCUUCCCACAGAGGAUUCCGUCAUAAUUGGCCAAAAAGAUAGACAAUUGUUGA
Molecule: messenger RNA, 2837 nt
Organism: Cynoglossus semilaevis (tongue sole)
Lineage: Eukaryota; Metazoa; Chordata; Actinopteri; Pleuronectiformes; Cynoglossidae
Gene: exosc10
Product: exosome component 10
Exons: 25
Coding region: 43-2706 (887 amino acids)
Biological process (GO): nuclear polyadenylation-dependent rRNA catabolic process; poly(A)-dependent snoRNA 3'-end processing; histone mRNA catabolic process
Cellular component (GO): nuclear exosome (RNase complex); nucleolus
Molecular function (GO): nucleotide binding; 3'-5'-RNA exonuclease activity; single-stranded RNA binding
Source: RefSeq, a predicted model, not a curated record